AUGACUACCAUGGAUCUCCGCGUCGGUAACAAGUACCGCAUCGGCCGCAAGAUUGGUUCCGGUUCCUUCGGUGAUAUCUACCUCGGCACCAACAUCAUCUCCGGUGAGGAGAUCGCCAUCAAGCUUGAGAGUGUGAAGGCGAAGCACCCUCAACUCGAGUAUGAGGCCCGCGUGUACAAGUCUCUUGCCGGCGGUGUGGGCAUUCCUUUCGUCCGCUGGUUCGGCACUGAGUGCGACUACAACGCCAUGGUUCUCGAUCUGCUCGGACCCAGCUUGGAGGACUUGUUCAAUUUCUGCAACCGAAAGUUUUCUCUGAAGACGGUUCUUCUUUUGGCGGAUCAGCUCAUCUCCCGCAUCGAGUACAUUCACGCCAAGUCGUUCAUCCACCGUGACAUCAAGCCCGACAAUUUCUUGAUGGGCAUCGGCAAGCGUGGCAACCAAGUCAACGUGAUCGACUUUGGUCUGGCCAAGAAGUACCGUGACCCCAAGACUCAUUUCCACAUCCCCUACAGAGAGAACAAGAACUUGACUGGAACUGCUCGCUACGCGUCCAUCAACACGCAUUUGGGCGUCGAACAAUCUCGCCGUGAUGACAUGGAGUCUCUGGGCUAUGUUAUGCUCUACUUCUGCCGUGGCUCGCUGCCCUGGCAGGGUCUUAAGGCUGCUACCAAGAAGCAGAAGUACGACCGCAUCAUGGAGAAGAAGAUGACGACCCCGACCGAGGUCCUCUGCCGUGGCUUCCCCAACGAGUUCGCCAUCUAUCUCAACUACACCCGAUCUCUCCGAUUCGACGACAAGCCGGACUACAGUUACCUCCGCAAGAUCUUCCGUGAUCUCUUCGUUCGCGAGGGCUUCCAGUACGACUACGUCUUUGACUGGACCGUCUACAAGUACCAGAAAAAUGCCCAGGCUAUUGCCCAGGCUGCUGGUCAGCAAGCCGGAGGCGAGGAGGACGAGAAAGCCAGAGCCUCGCGAGCCAACGCUGCCGCUGGACAGGCUGUUGUCAAGCCCAAUGUCAUUCCUAGCUCUCGCCGCAAGGUGAUGGAGCGUGGUGCCCCUGGCGUUGACACUCCGGAUACCAACCGCGCCGUCGGUGGAAGCGAUAGGAUGCUGCGAUCAGCUUCUAAAGGUCAAGGCACCGGCUCUGGAUACGCGUCUGGCUCAUACCGACCAAAAUGA
Molecule: messenger RNA, 1179 nt
Organism: Pseudomassariella vexata
Lineage: Eukaryota; Fungi; Ascomycota; Sordariomycetes; Amphisphaeriales; Pseudomassariaceae
Product: kinase-like domain-containing protein
Exons: 4
Coding region: 1-1179 (392 amino acids)
Biological process (GO): signal transduction; peptidyl-serine phosphorylation; endocytosis
Cellular component (GO): nucleus; cytoplasm
Molecular function (GO): ATP binding; protein serine/threonine kinase activity
Source: RefSeq, a predicted model, not a curated record